This is a messenger RNA of Macrosteles quadrilineatus (aster leafhopper), 1167 nucleotides long. Its product is annotated as ATP-dependent DNA helicase PIF1-like. Gene Ontology annotation, molecular function: DNA helicase activity. Lineage: Eukaryota; Metazoa; Arthropoda; Insecta; Hemiptera; Cicadellidae. The record is from RefSeq and is a predicted model, not a curated record. Gene Ontology annotation, biological process: telomere maintenance; DNA repair. Bases 1 to 1167 code for a protein of 388 amino acids. The transcript has a single exon.
AUGUUUCGGCUACCACUCGAUCUCGGCGAUGGCACUGGAUAUUGGAACUUGACCAACGGAUCUCAGCGGGCAGAACUCAUCAGAGCCGCACAGCUCAUAGUUUUUGAUGAGGCCCCGAUGGCUCACCGGUACAUUUUUGAAAUCAUCGACAGAUCUCUGCGUGACCUCAUGAAUUCACCUGAGCCAUUCGGGAAUAAGAUCUUUAUCUGCUGCGGAGAUUUCCGUCAGAUCGCACCAGUUGUUGCCAAGGCUCGUACUCCGGCCGACAUUGCCUGUGUAUCACUUUGUGCGUCAUCUCUGUGGUCAAGUUUCAAAAUCUUUUCUCUCUCCACUCCUCACCGGACUUCUGGGUCCACUGCCUACUCUGACUUCCUCCUUCAAGUAGGCAAUGGAACAAUUACAUCUGUUCCUUUUAGGGAAGGCCGUGACUCUGUUUCCCUGAUCCCACUGUCCGGUGUAAAAUACGUGACAUCCCUUCCCGACUUGAUCGAGUUUGUGUUCCCUGCUUGUGACCUACAACACACAGACAGAAUUGCUGGCAGGUCCAUUCUUUCAACCAUGAACGCCAAUGUCCAGCAGAUCAACAACACCGUUCUCAACCUGAUGGACGGCGUCGUUCAUGAGUUGAGGAGUGCGGAUUCCGUCGACAAGGAGAACGACGAUGGUAUGGAUGUAGACGUUCACUUGUUGAACCAAGCUACUGGCAAGGGUGUACCAGACCAUGUCCUGCGACUCAAGAUUGGCUCCGUGUGUCUCGUCAUGAGGAACUUGAACAUUGACAGCGGACUCGUAAACGGCACUAAAGUGAUCGUGACUGCAAUAAGACCUCGUCUGAUCACAGUGCGACUCCCUGGACAACAUGAUCCGAUUUGUAUUCCCCGGAUUCAAUUCGUUUUCCCGUUCGUCGAGGGGUCACCGCUUCGUGUCCGCCGUCUUCAGUUUCCUCUCAUGCUGGCAUAUUCCAUGACUGGCCACAAAAGCCAGGGCCAGACGAUUGAUCGCGUCGGAGUCGAUCUUCGCAGUGACUGUUUCACUCAUGGUCAGUUGUACGUCCUGCUCAGUAGAGUCAGGCAUCCAGACCAUAUAGUCGUCCUUGUCCGUCCCGACCGUGUCCAAGGUGGAAUCGCAUACGCGAAGAAUAUCGUGUAUGACGAUCUCCUCCUCUAA